Rhodotorula toruloides NP11 is the source of this 849-nucleotide messenger RNA. Its product is annotated as protein of unknown function DUF292, eukaryotic. NCBI's taxonomy places the organism in Eukaryota, Fungi, Basidiomycota, Microbotryomycetes, Sporidiobolales, Sporidiobolaceae. The transcript has 7 exons. Bases 1 to 849 code for a protein of 282 amino acids. The record is from RefSeq and is a predicted model, not a curated record. Gene Ontology annotation, biological process: protein transport.
AUGCCCGUCGCAGCCUGGUCUCCUCCGCGCGCCCGUGUCCAGCUCAAGCUCUCGCGGGAACGACUACGACUGUUGCAGCAGAAGAAGACGCAAAUCGCCAAAGCGACACGGAGGGAAGUCGCGGGUCUGCUGGAGAAGGGCAAGUUGGAGAGCGCGAGGAUCAAGGUCGAGGGACUGCUGGCGGAGGAUCUCUACGUCGAGUUGCUGGAGGUGCUGGAGCUGUACUGCGAACUGUUGUUGGCUCGCUUUGGGCUGUUGGAGACUGUCAAAGAGAUUGACCCAGGCGUGCAAGAAGCCGUCGCAGGCAUCAUUCAUGCCGCACCAAGAACGGAGCUGAAGGAGAUCCACAUCCUGCGGGAGAUGCUCAUGAGCAAGGGCGGGCGAGAUUUUGCGGUUGCUUGCAUCGACAACGAGGACAAUAUUGUUCCCGAGCGGAUCACGUCGAAGCUGGUCAUCCAGACGCCGCCGCAAGACCUUGUCGACCUGUACUUGUACGAGAUCGCAAAAGCUUACUCCGUCGAUUGGCGACCGGAGGGUCUGCGUGAUCCGGAUGCACCGGCAGAGAGCGUGCCCGCGUCCGCCACAACUCCCGCUCCCCUCGCUACGCCCACCAAGACCCACUCUAUUCCGCCCUUCGACACCGUCAUGCCCGUCACUCCGCCCGUUGACCCGUCCAAAGCCGACAACUCGACCAUCGUCCGCACGAACCUGACUCCGGCGGCAACCGGCGCUGUACCGCCGCCUGUCCCGCCUGCGCCUGCUGCGAACGCGAAUGGAGGUGCGAAUGACAAAGAGCUGGAUGCGUUCGAGGCGCUGCAGAGGCGGUUUGCGGACCUCAAGCGGAGGUGA